Messenger RNA from Trematomus bernacchii (emerald rockcod), 2912 nucleotides. RefSeq names its product homeobox protein Meis1-like. Gene Ontology annotation, biological process: positive regulation of transcription by RNA polymerase II; positive regulation of cell population proliferation; animal organ morphogenesis. Gene Ontology annotation, molecular function: RNA polymerase II cis-regulatory region sequence-specific DNA binding; DNA-binding transcription activator activity, RNA polymerase II-specific. The record is from RefSeq and is a predicted model, not a curated record. The transcript has 15 exons. Lineage: Eukaryota; Metazoa; Chordata; Actinopteri; Perciformes; Nototheniidae. The coding region runs from base 692 to 1915 and encodes 407 amino acids.
UCUGGUCCAGAUCCUCCGCUCCUCCUCAGCUCAACACACACAUCCAUUGUACACAAACGGGCAGGCGGCUCACGCAUACACAUGCACUCACACACAUGCACACGUAUAUACGCACACACGCACAGCAUCGAUCGUGGCUCCUUUAAGAAAAGCCUAAGCCAGAAUUAUCACCCCACCUCCUCUUGAUCUCCUCUAGUUGCGUUUGCAUAAGAAAAUCAAGCCGGGAGCCGAGAGUGAUCACAGAAAACCAGAGGAGAGCAGCUUCAUUUUUUAACUGUGAUUGUGACCAUUAACAUUUAGCUGGUGCCGAUCCCGUGGAGACGCGCGUCGGACCAUCAUUCAUCCGGUACUUUUGACAAGCCCUCGCGUUUUGACUGACAGGCGGAGUGACAAAAAGCCAUGAGAGUCGCCACUUUUGUUUGAGGGGCUAUUUUAUUUUCCUCCUGGUUUCGGAAAAGGAGCCUGGCUGCCGCUGCCCCGAGGAUAGCCGAGGACCUAUUCGCCGCGCCUGGGCUAAACUUGCGCAGAAAGCGGGGGCUGGCUCACCGUUCCGUGGAAGAAGAGGCAUACGGGAUUUUGUUGCUGAAACAUCUUCCCAUUUAUUUGGAUUUUCUUUCUUCAUUUCGUCUCCACCCUGGCCUCAGAGGGGAUUUAUCUAAACUGAAAGGACGACCAGGGAGUCAGGAGGGUUAUGGCGCAACGGUACGAAGACUUGCCCCACUACGGGAUGGACGGGGUGGGCAUCCCGACCACCAUGUACGGAGACCCGCACGGAGCCCGCUCCAUGCAGGCGGUGCAUCUGAACCACGGGCCCCAGCUGCACUCCCACCAGUAUCCGCACACCGCCCACACCAACACCAUGCCUCCCAGUAUGGGCACCUCUGUUAACGACGUUCUCAAGAGAGAUAAAGACGCUAUAUACGGGCACCCCCUGUUCCCCUUGCUUGCACUGAUUUUUGAGAAAUGUGAAUUAGCGACGUGCACCCCCAGAGAGCCCGGGGUGGCGGGCGGAGACGUCUGUUCAUCGGAAUCUUUCAAUGAAGACAUAGCAGUGUUUGCAAAACAGAUUCGGGCAGAAAAGCCUUUAUUUUCAUCGAAUCCAGAAUUGGAUAAUCUGAUGAUUCAAGCCAUUCAAGUUUUACGAUUUCAUCUUCUGGAGCUGGAGAAGGUACACGAGCUGUGUGAAAUGUCUGUCACGCCUCUGACAAUGGCCACCGUCACAAACAGCCCGUCUCCAAGGGAUCCACGGAGAACAUCCCAGCGCAGCGGCGGAAAUCUGCAGCGAGAAGUGAAGUGGAAGAGGCCACAGAAAAAAAGAAAAUCAGUUUGUCAGUUUCCGCGAGUGUCAUCUAAAUGGACUUUGAAAGCUCUGACGUCCUGGAACAGAGAUCACGAUGACACGGCGUCCACACGCUCUGGAGGAACGCCGGGACCGUCCAGCGGAGGACACACUUCACACAGCGGGGACAACAGCAGCGAACAGGGUGAUGGCAUGGACAACAGCAUGGCCUCGCCGAGCACAGGGGAUGACGAUGACCCGGAUAAAGAGAAGAAGCGCAACAAGAAGAGAGGGAUCUUCCCUAAGGUGGCCACCAACAUUAUGAGAGCAUGGCUCUUUCAGCACCUUACACAUCCCUACCCGUCAGAAGAACAGAAGAAACAGCUGGCGCAAGACACAGGCCUCACCAUCCUACAAGUGAACAACUGGUUCAUUAACGCCCGGAGGAGAAUAGUGCAGCCCAUGAUUGACCAGUCAAACCGUGCAGUAAGUCAAGGACCUCCCUACAAUCCAGAUGGCCAGCCGAUGGGGGGCUUCGUCAUGGACGGCCAGCAGCACAUGGGAAUCAGACCACCUGGAGCAAUGGGAGGGAUGGGCAUGAACAUGGGCAUGGAAGGUCAGUGGCACUACAUGUAGCCCCGCCCCAAUCCGACCAAUCGCAACACAAAGGAAGAUAACGGCAGGGCAACCCGGGGAUCACCUAUCUCACCGAGGCCUACGGAGAACGGGAACAGGGCUCCUUGACUUCCUGAUGACAACAACCAACAGUAACCCCUCUGUCCACCUCCAACACCCAACAACAUAUUAUUCGGCUGAUAUCUGCAACAUGGAAGCUUUCCAUGACUGCCUUCAACCCUUCCAAGUCUAUGUGUCCAGCGACGGUGAUGCACAGAAGAUCAAACUAUGUCCAAACCAGAUGAUCCCCUGUCCCGACUGACCCCUGCUUCUUCUUCUUCUUCUCUGGUGGGCACUAGACUUCGCCCCCUUGCCACUGCCCACAAGGUUCACAUGGACUCCUCCAUUACAAGUGAUUGUGAUUGCGAUUGCGAGCAUAGACGACACACGAGAGACACACUGUGUCCUUUGCCUGUACCUUUGGCGAAUGCAGCACCUGGUGAUAUAUUCUAGACUCUUUGGUAAACAAGAGAGAGAUCCUGUGAAGAGCACUCCACUCUUUGGGACGAUGGAAUUGGACCAAGGAGAAGCCAAUGUCUGUAUCUGACAGGACACUAACAAAGCAAAAGAGGUGCCCUUUAAAAAAUAUAGUGGAUUGAAACAUGGAAGGAGGGAAAGCAAGAGAAAAGAAAUAAAAAGUAUAACUAUAUCAAACCCUAGUUUGGGAAGCGAGUGGAGAAAGAAAAUAUACUGUAUACUGAUGUAAAAUUACGCUGGACUCUCACAAGAACUGGGAAUUUAAGUAUUGUAAAUGCUAUUGUAUUGUUCUGCAUAUUAUGUUGUUUCUAAUAGAUUUUUUUUAAAAAGGAUGUGAACUUUUUUCUCUUUUUUUCUGAUUUCUUUCCACACUAUGUGUGUGCCGUCUCCAUCAAAUUUGACCUCCUGCCCCCUCCCUUCAUUCAAUCACGAUGCAUUUUUAAAAGAAAAAGAAAGUGAAUAAACGGACAAUUCGAUCAGU